This is a messenger RNA of Prunus armeniaca (apricot), 2430 nucleotides long. The record is from the annotation of a GenBank genome assembly. Lineage: Eukaryota; Viridiplantae; Streptophyta; Magnoliopsida; Rosales; Rosaceae.
AUGGCUAGCUGCAGUCUGAACUUAGUUUGGUCGCUGGUAAGCUUUUCAUGCACCAUCUGGAGUGCUUGUUAUGCUGCAAAAAGGGACACACUGAAACCAGGGGACACUCUCAAUUCCUCAGAUACCUUAGUUUCUGCCACGGGGAAGUUCACUUUGAAUUUCACUGUAUUAGAUGAGGGCAAACCGAACUCCAGCUACCUAGUUCUUCAGAGGACUGAAGAUAUUAUACCAUUUUAUUCCUGGAUCUGGAUUGCCAACCGGAACACACCAAUUAUGUACCCUACGGGAGCUCUUACCUUGGACAGGAAUGGAACACUGAAAAUUACGCAAAAAGGUCGUGAUCCUAUAGAGCUUUUCUCAGCGCCACGAACUACCAAUAUUAACAGUACUACUAGUGUUGUGGUGGCUACUCUGUUGGAUACUGGAAACUUUGUCCUAAAAGAACUGAACUCUAUCGAUGGAUCAACGAAGCAAGUUUUGUGGCAAAGUUUUGAUUAUCUUGCAGACACGUUUUUACCAGGCAUGAAAUUAGGUGUGAACUACAGAAAUGAUCACAUUUGGUUGCUUACAUCAUCGUUGAUUUAUUCCAGCCCAGAGACAGGAGCAUUCACCUUUGAAUGGGACCCCAGAGGACACCAAUUGCAAAUCAAACAACGUGGGGUGCUUUAUUGGAGUAGCGGGGCAUUUAGAGAUGGGACAUUUGAAUUUUUAUCACCUUAUUAUGGUGAAUCCAAUAAGCGGAGCAUUUAUAACUUUAGCAUAGUUUCAAAUGAGAACGAAGACUACUUCACUUACACUACUACUGUACAUCAAAGUAACCUAUGGUCGCUAGACUCAGAGGGGUACCUAUUGAAAACACUGCCGGUGGACGGCCACUUACCAUCACAAUCUCCAAGCUGUGAUGGAUAUAACACCGACGGAGGGUGCCAGAAAAGGCACCAGCCAACUUGUAGGCAUCUUGGCGAUAGAUUUGAGACAAAAGUGGGUUAUUUCGACAGUUCCACAAUUGAGUCCUCUGAACCAAACAUUGAUUCGAAUACAAGCCUCGGCACUAGUGAUUGUAAGGCGGCUUGUUGGGAAAAUUGUGACUGUCAUGGGUUCGACUUUCCUUAUGAUAAUAAGACUGGAUGCAGAUUUUGGACUGGAAACUGGGAGUUCAACGAAAACACUACUGGCGAUACCACAACGAAUUAUUUUGUUUUACUAAAGUCAUCUCGCCGUAACGCACAUAAGUGGAUAUGGACUGGCACGGCUAUUGCCGUUGCUCUAUUGGUCAUGGUGCUUUGCAUCUCGAGCUAUCUACUAAGGAGGAAACUAUUUUCAGGGGAGACCAACCCGAUGAUUGAGAAUGAAUUGCUUGAAUGGAUAGAAACUGAUAGAUCCACUGGCGAUGUCAACGGGAAUGAUGGAAAGAUGGGAAAUAAUUUGACAGUAUUUAGCUACGCAUCUGUCGUGGCUGCCACAACUAACUUCUCGGAAGAAAACAAGCUAGGACAGGGAGGCUUUGGACCUGUUUAUAAGGGAAAACUUGUGACGGGACGAGAAAUCGCUGUGAAGAGGCUUUCAAGAUGUUCAGGGCAAGGAACUUUGGAGUUUAAGAAUGAAUUGAUACUCAUAUCUGAACUCCAACAUACAAACCUCGUUCAGCUUUUUGGCUUCUGCAUUCAUGGGGAAGAGAGGAUAUUAAUCUAUGCCUACAUGCCAAACAAAAGUUUGGACUACUUUUUAUUCGAUUCAACCAGAGCGAUGCUACUAGAUUGGACGAAGCGGUUCAACAUAAUUGAAGGAAUCGCUCAAGGACUGCUUUACUUGCAUAAAUACUCAAGAAUGAGAGUAAUUCACAGAGAUUUAAAAGCUAGUAACAUACUACUUGAUGAAAAUAUGAAGCCCAAAAUUUCUGAUUUUGGUUUGGCAAGAAUUUUUACACAUAAUGAACUUGAAGCAAAUACUAAUAAGGUUGUUGGAACAUAUGGUUACAUGUCUCCCGAGUACGCUAUGGAGGGGAUUUUUUCAAUAGAAUCUGACGUCUAUAGUUUCGGGGUGUUAAUGCUUGAAAUCAUUAGUGGUAGGAGAAAUAGUAGCUUCUACAAUGCUGAUCGCGUGCUCAAUAUAGUAGGAUAUUCAUGGGAGUUAUGGAAAGAAGGCAGGGGGCUAGAGCUAAUGGAUCCAACACUGAAGGAUUCAUGUACUGAAGAUCAAUUGUUAAGAUGCUUCCAUGUUGGUCUGUUAUGCGUGGAAGAAAAUGCAGCUGAUCGGCCCUCCAUGUCUGACGUCAUAUCUAUGUUGACCGCUGAAACAAUUUCAUUGCCAUUACCUACAAGGCCAGCAUUCAUCACAAGAAGAAAUGUUAUUGUGUCUGAUAUAAGUAGAAGGGAGUUGCAAAUUAUAUCAGUAAAUGGUUUGUCUAAUACCACAGUUGCUGGACGAUAG